CGGGCCAAGGUUGCAUGGAGAGACGAAAAGAUCGAAAAGUUCUUGAUGGCUUGGUGUGGCGGCGCACGAAGGAGAGGAGGUGGCUGCGAUGCAAAGUGGAGUGUAGAGGAAGAUGCACUUCGCCGCCUGCCGGACUGCGAGAGAUUUGGGAGCCUUCUUCUCUGGUGACUGGAUGCUUACAGUAGGGCCCACAUUGCACCACACAGGCCAGCAGCAGCAGUACGGAGGUCAACAGUACGGCGGCCAGCAGUACGGCGGCCAGCAGCCUUAUGGGGGACAGCAAGGCUACGGCGGUCAGCAGCAGGGCUACUACGUGAGUAUAUGCGUGGUCCCGGCUGCCAGAUUGAAAAUGUCUAACCUCUCUGCUCCUUUUCGUUUGCCAGCCUCCUCAACAACCACAGCAAGCAUACGGGCAACCUGGCUACUACCAGCAGGCUCCACCCCAGCCCGUCUACGUUCAGCAGCCUCAGCAGAAGGGAGGCGGUGCGGGGGCUGGCGCAGGUUGCUGCGCCUGCUUGGCCGGAGCCUGCCUGUGUUGCUGCGCAGAAGAGAUGUGCCUGGACUGCAUGUUCUAGAUGCCCUCCUUGCUUAUGCACCUCGAGCUUUCUUCCGCCAGCCAGCAAAUCUUUCCCGGUGCAGCUCUCUUCUUUCUUCCUUCUCGAGUGAUCUCUUCCACCUCCUCCUUCGACAGGGACAGUGUGCUUGACACUCUCCUCUGGGGUAAAUCUUUCUUUCGUUGUGGUUUGCAGCGUAGCUCCGUGCUUAUAUUAUUACUACUAUCCAUUCAUACCUAUCGUCCUGUCGGUCUAUCGCC
Molecule: messenger RNA, 814 nt
Organism: Acaromyces ingoldii
Lineage: Eukaryota; Fungi; Basidiomycota; Exobasidiomycetes; Exobasidiales; Cryptobasidiaceae
Exons: 2
Coding region: 113-706 (197 amino acids)
Source: RefSeq, a predicted model, not a curated record